Hydractinia symbiolongicarpus is the source of this 723-nucleotide messenger RNA. Its product is annotated as COX assembly mitochondrial protein homolog. The record is from RefSeq and is a predicted model, not a curated record. Gene Ontology annotation, cellular component: mitochondrion. Bases 9 to 398 code for a protein of 129 amino acids. NCBI's taxonomy places the organism in Eukaryota, Metazoa, Cnidaria, Hydrozoa, Anthoathecata, Hydractiniidae. The transcript has 3 exons.
AAGAAGAAAUGGUCGAAGAAAUAAAAGAUUUGCAUGGAAAAAAAGCUGUUAACAAGGAGCUUCUUGAUAUAGCUCCUUGGGCUAAAGGAGAUCAUUUACGAAAAAUUGAGUCUGAAGUGCUUAUCCCAAACUUGAUGAAGAAAAAGGCCAAAGUACUAUGCAAAGAUGUCAUGGCCAGUUUUGCUGAAUGCGUUAAAGGCCGAACAAUUUCGAUGGCGUGGUCUUGUGGAAAGGAAACAAAAGCGAUGAAGAGUUGUCUCAAAGAAAUGCUAGCAAAACCUGAACUCUACGAAGAAGCGCGCGUGGAGUAUCUAACAACACGAAACAGCUUCCAAGAACAUUACGCUGCGACUGGUGUAAAAAAGAAACAGCAGAAAAAAGAAUCAGUGGUGUAUUGAAAAUGUCGGUUUGGGAUUCAAGAAUAAAAGCGCAGUUAAUUAUGCUAUACCUCCAUAGCCGAAAUAAUGGCUGUGUGAUGUGUUUUCCAUAAAACGAACAUCCUAUGCAAUGUGAAACGCCAUGUCGUUUAGAUAUAAUGUGUUAAAACUUUUUGUAAAUAAAACUUUUGCUAGUUAGUGGAUUUUGAGCUAUUUGUGGCAUUUACAAACAUGCGUGAUUUCUGUAGAAUAAAUCUUUAUAAGACGUUAUUAAGUUAUAAAUAUUGACUAGUUUUGGAAAUUUUUAUUCUUGUUUUAAAUGUGAUUAUAAAUGGUCCUAUUUGUA